AUGGCGAUUUCACUACUAAUCAUCAAUCCAAAUUGCUCAGAAAAAGUUACUGAUAAUCUCCAAAAAGUGUUAUCUUUUGUUUCCACAAAUGAUGCAUUUUUGAGCUUUUAUACAGCACCAAUAACUGCACCCAAGGAAAUAACUAACGAACAGACAUCUUUAGAAUCUGAAGCAGUUGUGUUGGCAGAUUUCAAAAAAAGACAAGAAUUCUUUAGUAAAUUUGACGGUUUCAUGGUUUGUUGUUACUCGAACCACCCGUUGAUCAAGUCCUUGACUGAGUUGACAGGGAAACCUGUGCUUGGUAUCAUGCAAGCUACCUUGAUCUAUGCGCUACUGAACCCUAAAGUAUCUAAACUGUUUAUACUCACUAGCACACGCGAAUGGGAGCCUUUGCUCGAUCAGAGUAUCAUUGACUUUGUAGGUGCAUCAGAUUUCCCCAAAACAAAAUUUCAAAAAACAAAAGGUUUAGAUGUGAGUGUGUUAAACUUGGCAGAUAUAGAGGAGUAUGAAAGGAUUAGAGAAAGAGUAAAGGAAAUACUAGAAAACGAAUAUAGCCAGGAAAAUAUCAAUUGCGUAUUGUUGGGAUGUGCCGGUAUGGCAGGCUUGGAUCUGAAGUUAUCAACUGAUUUUCCAAGCAUUACUUUUGUAGAUUGUGUAAAGCUGGCAACUGAGUUGCUUUGCAGUUUGGUGAGAUUUGAAAAACAAAAUUUAAUAGAUUAUUGA
Molecule: messenger RNA, 723 nt
Organism: Lodderomyces oxycetoniae
Lineage: Eukaryota; Fungi; Ascomycota; Pichiomycetes; Serinales; Debaryomycetaceae
Gene: DCG1
Product: Dcg1p
Exons: 1
Coding region: 1-723 (240 amino acids)
Source: RefSeq, a predicted model, not a curated record